CACGGAUCCUGCUGCUGGUGACCCCGCUGUCCCCCUGCACGGGGACCCCCCUGGUUGUGUCCCCCCCCAGGACUGGGAGAGGUGCCCUUGGUGCCCGGGUUCCUCCUGGCAGGGCCCUGGCACUGCCCAGCACACGCAGCACUGAGCACUGGUGCUGAGCCGUGCCUGGGCUGGGGGCUGUGCGGGCGGGGGGGAGUGGGUGUCCCGAGCCCCCAGUUCCUCAGGGGGAAACUUGGGGUUUGGUGGAAUUUUCCACCGGGAAAAGCGGGGCAGAGCCAGGCGCAGCCCCGGGUGAGGGCAGAGUCCCCUACCCCCGGCACACCCCGGCGUCCGCAGGGCUGCUGCUGGUGGCAGAGCUGGCACACAGUCCUCGCCGUAACCGAGCCCCGGCUGCUACCGAACACCCGCUCAGCACCGGUGACAGAGACCCCCCCUCCCUGCCCGGCAGCACCGGUGUCACCAGGUCAACGCCAUGGACCCCAAGGACCGUAAGAAGAUCCAGUUCUCGGUGCCAGCGCCCCCCAGCCAGCUGGACCCUCGUGCCGUGGAGAUGAUCCGCCGGAGGAGGCCCACGCCAGCCAUGCUGUUCCAGCUCUCCGAGCACUCCUCCCCAGAGGACGAGUCCCUGCCCUACCAGCGCGAGGGCUGCCUGCUCAAACCAAAGAGGACCAACCCGUGUGCCUACACCCCGCCCUCGCUCAAAGCGAUGCAGCGCAUCGUGCAGUCCCACCUGGAGAGCGGCCUGGCCGGGGGCGACAGCUCGGACGGGGAGGCUGAUGACGGGGACCACGAGCUGGCCCGCGCCUGCGACCCCGACAGUGCCCUCGAGCCUGCCCCCGGGAGCCAGGGCAGGGCCGAGAGGAGCUUCUUCCCCGCGGGCCCCAAGGCACACAAACGGAAAGGCGGGCAGAAGGUGUCCUUCGCCGGUGGCAUCGAGGAGCGCGGGGAGGACCUGAAGUCCCUGACGGUGUCGGAGAUCCCCGAGGACCCUGAGGGAGCGGAGGGCGAGGAGGAGGAGCUGGGGCGGGAGCCGGAGGACGGCGGCACCGGCGGCACGUGGGGUGUCACCUCCCCCGCCCCCGGGGGCACCGGUGGUCACCACACCUGACCCACCGGCCCUGCCCCCCCUCCGCCCCGAGCCCCGGCUGCCCCCUCGCCCGCUGCCUGCGCUUCGUCUGCCGUGCCGGGACCCCCACCCCACUUCAUCUCCGGGGGUCCCGGCCCCAUUCCAG
Apus apus (common swift) is the source of this 1232-nucleotide messenger RNA. It is a transcript of the gene PPP1R1B, whose product is annotated as protein phosphatase 1 regulatory inhibitor subunit 1B. Gene Ontology annotation, cellular component: cytoplasm. Gene Ontology annotation, molecular function: protein phosphatase inhibitor activity. The transcript is spliced from 8 exons. Gene Ontology annotation, biological process: intracellular signal transduction. The record is from RefSeq and is a predicted model, not a curated record. Bases 473 to 1108 code for a protein of 211 amino acids. Lineage: Eukaryota; Metazoa; Chordata; Aves; Apodiformes; Apodidae.